GCAGCCACUCACUGAGUAACUUUUAGCCAUGGCCUACAACUCAAAUCAUCACCAGCCGUACAAUCUCAACUACAGUCCUAAUGAAGAGCUCGAGGACUUUGACGUCAGGGCAGACUUUGAUGUCAAAGGGCCUAGGUGGAGUGAAGUGCAUGGCAACGGUUUGUACAAUCCUGGUAUUGAAGCAGGUAGAGGAAACGCAAGAUCAAGUACGAUCGGUCUGGGUGUCAUGGGAGGCGACAGAAACAACAGACCUGUCAGCGAGCAUAUACCCCCCCUAGGUCAUACUUAUUCUCAAGACACCAGGAAAUCCCUCGCCUCAAAAGAAGAGCUUGUUUCUGUGCCAGUGUUAGGACCUGAGUGGAGGAAGACUGAAUUACAUGACCUUUCACGAAGGGGCCAAUCUGGCAUCAAAGCAGAGAAGAGGAAGAAAGCUUGGCUAGAAUGGACGAGAGACCAACGAGGAUUAUGUGGAGUCCGGUGGUUAACUAGAAAAGUGAUUGUAGGAGCUGUUUUUCUGUUCUGCGUUGCCCUUGGUGUAACGCUCUACUUUGUCAUUCCAAGAGCGCCGAGCUUCGAAUUUUAUGAUGAACAACCAUUCACUGUCAACAACGACACAAUCUCUUUCAGUCGGACGCCAACCAAUUUUUCGUUUUCUGGGAACCUCAAUCUCUGGGCCGACGCAUCCUCAUCUUACGUUCCAGUCCAUUUCACGCAUCUGGAAGCUUCUUUGUACGACGAAACAACAAACAAAAAGAUAGCGACAGGGGAUUGGGGAAAUCACGUCAUGCCGCACAAAGCUGAGCAAGCUAUUAUAUUACCUGUGAAGUUUGCAUAUAGUGCUAUCAACACUUCCGAUACGACUUGGAACGAUUGGUAUAAUGCAUGCGGCCAUAUGUGGCCAGGCACGACCAGAUCUGAUCUCAAGCUCAAGCUUUUGCUCAAGAUGUCGAUCGUGGGCCUGACCAAAAAGCCGCUGACAUCAACAUUGAUCAGUGGUGUUACCUGCCCCUUCGAAUUAUCUGCCGACAGUGUAUAAGCGGCCCGGGGACCGGAGUUUUGGGUUAUGGACAUUCUGCGUGAUAGGACGAUAUAUAUAAUCGACGACACGGAUCAUUUGUACCAUACUACUAUUUU
Molecule: messenger RNA, 1134 nt
Organism: Cryptococcus deneoformans JEC21
Lineage: Eukaryota; Fungi; Basidiomycota; Tremellomycetes; Tremellales; Cryptococcaceae
Product: expressed protein
Exons: 6
Coding region: 29-1036 (335 amino acids)
Source: RefSeq, a predicted model, not a curated record